UAAUUUUCAUUUAUUAUAAAGUAAAUAACAGUAUUACACAUAUAACUAAAAUUAUUGUAAUCAACACACAUUUAUAAGUAUAGAAUCGUUAAAAAGAUAUUUUAAAAAAAGCCAAGAAAUACUAAUAUGGAAAUUUUAAAUAAAGCAUCCAGAGAAAAGCCAAAAAAUUUAUGGAAAUAUGUCGAUUCUGAUAAAUAUCAUAAACAUGUUACAAUUUCUUCUAUUGAUUCAGUUAUCAAAUCAGAAGAAAUUGAUGAUAAAAUAAUCUAUAUGGACGAAAUAGAAAAAAGAAAAGAAGUAUAUGGUAUAUGUGGAGAAUGUAAUGAACCUGGCACAGGAGAAUAUUGGUGUCAACCUUGUAAUGCAAAAAGAUUUGAAGAAAAUUUUAAAAAUUGGACUAGUGGAAAUAAAGAAAUUGAUGAAUUAAUACAACAUUCACAACUUAAUGCUGUAUAUUGUAUAAAUUGUCUUGAAUGGAUACCUUUUGAGAAAUUUCAAAAUGUCACUUAUAUUACCAGAGGAGGCUUUGGUAAAAUUUAUUCAGCCGAAUGGCCUGAAGGAUUUAUUGAUCAAAUCUCAUUUUCAGAUUUAUAUUUGGGGGUUGUUUUCUGCUAUGGAAUAACUCAAGAUCCAAAUACCAAAGAUUAUAUGAUGGUUUUACGUUAUUGUGAAAAUGGAAAUUUAAGAAAUUACUACUUAAAUAAUUCCUGUAAUGUAAAACUUUAUGAUUUAUUAAGAAUUGCAAAUGGGCUGUUAAGUAUUCAUAAUGCUGAAAAAGUCCAUAAAGACUUUCAUUCAGGUAAUAUAUUAGAAGGUGGGGCUAUGUAUAUAAGUGAUUUAGGAAUGUGUCAACCAGCAAAUAAUAAAGAGAAAUCAGAUAAAAAAGAAGGAGUUUAUGGAGUAUUACCUUAUAUGGCACCAGAAGUUUUACGUGGAUAUCAAUAUACAAAAGCAGCAGAUAUUUAUUCAUUUGGAAUAAUUAUGAAUGAGUUUCUUUCUGAAGAAAUCCCUUUUAAUGAUAUUCCUCAUGAUCAUAUUUUAGCUGUUAAAAUAUGUAAAGGAUUUAGACCAAAAAUUUCUGAACAUAUUCCAAAAUUUCUUGUAGAUUUAAUUAUGAAAUGUUGGGAUGCUAAAGCAGAAAAUAGACCAAUUGCUAAAGAAUUGUAUCAAACAUUAAAGAAAUUGGACGAAUCAUAUGAUUAUUAUUCUCAAAUGUGGGAAUAUGAGGGUAAAAUUGAAGAAAAAAAAUUUAAAAAUAGUUCUAAUGGAAAUAAUUCUAUAAGUAUUAAAACUCAUCCUCAAGCAAUCUAUACCAGUAGACUUUUAAGUUUUAAAAAUCUUCCAGAACCAGUAAAUUCAUCAGAUUUAACAUCUUUCCAAGUUAAUUCAGUAUCAGCAAAUCUAAUUUCAGAAUGUUUUGAUUGUAAAAUUUAGAGAAUCAGAUCUCACUGAAAUUAACCAAGAAGAAAAUGAUUUGAAUGAUGAGCCUUAAAUAACAAAUUUGUUUUAUAUAUCAGAAUAUUCAGAAUAAUAUUUAAAAAUUUUUAUUUAACUUGGUUUAUAUUUAGUAUUAUAUCAUGGUGGAAACUUUUAUGGAAGAAUCAAAUAAGCAAAAAAAAAAUAUCUUGUUAAAAAAGAGACGCACAAUUUUGAUUACAAAUGCUAGAAAGCGGAAUGCUUGGAAAAUGUCAUUCUGAUAUCACAAUAAAAAAUUAUGAUAGAAAAAUCUUAGGUUAGCUUGUCUAUUAAACAUUAAGAAAGUUGCAAACAAACAAAUAAUUAUUC
This is a messenger RNA of Rhizophagus irregularis DAOM 181602=DAOM 197198, 1785 nucleotides long. NCBI's taxonomy places the organism in Eukaryota, Fungi, Glomeromycota, Glomeromycetes, Glomerales, Glomeraceae. The record is from RefSeq and is a predicted model, not a curated record.